AUGUCGAUGUGGUGGGAUCUCUCUCUCCAAGCCUUAAUCUUCAUAGUUAGCAUCCUCUCUUAUCUUUGGACCAACAACAUCCCCCAAAAACUCUUCACCAAAUACCACACCUACCGCAACCGCCACAAACACCAAUCUCGUCGCCACUUCGUCAAAGCCGCCGAACACCUCGCUAACUCCGACCUCUCCUCCGCCGUUUCCCAAGCCGAUGCCGCCAUCUUACUCGACCCAACCGACGCCGCCAACCACAUCAUCAAGUCUCUCGCUCUCGAGCUCCAAGGAUACACUACCUCCGCGCUAGACGCACUCGACGUCGCGCUAUCCCCCCUCGCCAUCGCAUCGCUUGGGGUUGAUGAGAGGGCCGACGCUAUUGCUAAGCGCGCUGGGUUGAGGAUGGAGGUGAGUCGACUCGGUCGAGUUGAAAGUGGGGUGGAUGUGGAGGUGUGGAGUGCGGCGGAGAGAGAGCUGAGAGAAGCUGUGAAAGUGAGGAGAGAGAGUGGGAGAGCUUGGUGUUUGUUGGCGGAGUGUUGUUUGGGGUUGGGGAAGAUAGAUGAGGCGAGAGAUGCGUUUGAAGAGGCGGUUAGGGUUGCGCCUGACUCGGUUGUGGCGAGUCAAGGGUUGGAUCGCUUGAAACAAGGGCUUAAAGAGGAGUAG
Beta vulgaris subsp. vulgaris (sugar beet) is the source of this 654-nucleotide messenger RNA. RefSeq lists its product as hypothetical. The transcript has a single exon. Gene Ontology annotation, molecular function: protein binding. Lineage: Eukaryota; Viridiplantae; Streptophyta; Magnoliopsida; Caryophyllales; Amaranthaceae. The coding region runs from base 1 to 654 and encodes 217 amino acids. The record is from RefSeq and is a predicted model, not a curated record.